Molecule: messenger RNA, 835 nt
Organism: Symphalangus syndactylus (siamang)
Lineage: Eukaryota; Metazoa; Chordata; Mammalia; Primates; Hylobatidae
Gene: LLPH
Product: LLP homolog, long-term synaptic facilitation factor
Biological process (GO): dendrite extension
Cellular component (GO): nucleolus
Molecular function (GO): RNA binding
Source: RefSeq, a predicted model, not a curated record
GUUUCUCAGGUGAGUUCGGUGCCUCACCGGUCCAGUGAGACAUGGGACUUGGGGCUUGAUUCCGCCACCCCUGGAGAAUUUCGUUUCUUGACACUCGCUGGGCUAUACUUGAGCUCCAGUCCGGCGAUGCAGGCCUUGUUGAGGGCGAGGGUUCCCCGUGCUCUUCUUGGUGGGGGCCCUCCGGCCUCCGAGUGCACUGGGUAAAGUGGAGCCCACUGAAGUUAACUUCGGCCCUCAAGGUAAAACAUGGCUAAAAGCUUACGGAGUAAGUGGAAAAGAAAGAUGCGUGCUGAAAAGAGAAAAAAGAAUGCCCCAAAGGAGGUCAGCAGGCUUAAAAGUAUUCUCAAACUAGAUGGUGAUGUUUUAAUGAAGGAUAUUCAAGAGAUAGCAACUGUGGUGGUACCCAAACCCAAACAUUGCCAAGAGAAAAUGCGAUGUGAGGUAAAAGAUGAAAAAGAUGACAUGAAAAUGGAGACUGAUGUUAAGAGAAACAAAAAGACUCUUCUAGACCAGCAUGGACAGUACCCAAUAUGGAUGAACCAAAGGCAAAGAAAAAGGCUGAAGGCAAAGCGAGAGAAAAGAAAGGGGAAAAGCAAAGCAAAAGCAGUGAAAGUGGCAAAGGGUUUGGCCUGGUAGACUCUUAAAACCUUGGAAAAUGCCACAUGGGAUAGAUGACGGAUUAGAAUGUAUACACAUGUAUACUUUGAUUUCAACUGCCACCAAAUGAAAACCAUUUGUUUUCCUAUUUUAACUUGGCCUUUUUUCUUCAAUUCAAACCCAGCAUAACUCCUCAAGUUUGUUUUGGGAACUUGAAUAAAAUAUUUUCUUUGAUACA